AUGAACUUGGUAUACUGUAGAAUCUACCCUGACGUAAGUAAUUUCAAAAAGAAUACUUUUAAUAAAAUUUUUAUUUGCUAACUUUAUUCAAGCUAAUAUUUAAAAAAUUUUUAGUUUUGGCAACGUAUGUUACAGUACACCGACCAAAUGGAAGACAUUUGCAGUUUUGCACAAAUCAGCAGAUACUUUUACAGGGUAACCAACAUCGACUUUCAGAAGUUGUGCUACAGAAAUAUGAUUUGUCGAUUCGAAGACGAGACUUGGGCUACAGCGUUUUCACAGUAAGUACAAAAGUUGAAACAUUUCGGAAGUUUUAUGGAAUUUUAAUUGUUUUUUUUUCAAAAUUAAACUAUUAACAAAGUUUGGGGAUUAACAACAUCUAAAAUAUCAUAUUUCAAAAUUUAAAAAUUGUUUUAGAGCUUGGUAUCGCACAACAAGGUACGGAACAUACAGCUACAACUGUUCUAAAAAUUCAAGUUUUGGUCCGCAUACUGGUUUUAUGGCACUUAUUUUACAACAAAAACGGGUUUUAUUGACCCACAUAGGCUUUGAAAACAAAGUUUUUGAACUUUUAGACUUUAGCGAGUAUGCGGGACGGCUAGUAAAUGUUCAGUUAAUAAACAAGUCAACUCAACUUCUACUGGACAUGCAGAUAACGUACAUUGUGUAUGACUUGAGAAACAAAUGCGUAGUAAAUGUUUACUAUGCACUACCAAAACAACGCUACUCUACUUUUACAUUGUACUACAGUAAUGGUACGCUCGUGGAUUUGUUAAAUCAAAAAGAAUACAAAGUUGAAACUAUAAAACUACAGUUUCUUCAAAUACACAGUGCUGAUGUUUUCGGCUACAGAAGGUACGUGGGAUUCGUGAAUCCGCGGCGAGAGUUUGUGGUAAUAGACAACGAAACUGGAAAGAUGAAUAUUAUAUUCCAAACUCAGAGUUCAUUCUAUGACAUUUGGCUCUUCGACGACAUAGGUCAUGUUAGAAUACCACGUAAGCUUCAAUUUUUUACAAUUGAUAAUUAAAAGAAGCUUUAAUAUUUAGACCUUAAGACUUUAAACUUGAAGUCUCAGACUGGAACAUAACUAUGCAGUUUACGGAUGUCUUUUAUCUUGCAAGUAACUUUGGGUAUUUAUAUUAGGUUAUGGUUAGAAAUUAUUGAGGUGUAAACGUUCGGCUUGACUUUUCAGAAUAUACUUCUACUCAAAUUUACGAUAUAAACACAAAGGAACGCAUUUUCGAGGGUCUUGGAAGCUAUUUCCAGCAAGUGGGAAGCAAAAAAUUUUGCAAAAUAAUUUGAACGUGGUCCCCCCUGUGCAUUUCCACUCCAGACCAAAAGCCCCCACCCGUCUCUGGUUACAGGUGUUUGUCAAUUUAAAUAACUUUCAGUUUGUUAG
Bursaphelenchus okinawaensis is the source of this 1399-nucleotide messenger RNA. The record is from the annotation of a GenBank genome assembly. Lineage: Eukaryota; Metazoa; Nematoda; Chromadorea; Rhabditida; Aphelenchoididae.